This is a messenger RNA of Cotesia congregata, 984 nucleotides long. Lineage: Eukaryota; Metazoa; Arthropoda; Insecta; Hymenoptera; Braconidae. The record is from the annotation of a GenBank genome assembly.
AUGACGGCCCACGACCAGAUGCGAGCUAUGCUCGACCAAUUGAUGGGUACAGGACGUAAUGGUGAAAAUAAUAAAUUUCAAGUAAAAUACUCCGAUCCAAAAGUCUGCAAGAGUUUUCUUCUGGCAUGCUGUCCUCAUGAAAUUCUAUCAUCCACUCGCAUGGACCUGGGAGAAUGCCCCCAGAUUCACGACUUAGCCCUGCGAGCUGACUAUGAGGCUGCGCAGAAAAAGAAAGACCACUUUUAUGAUAUUGAUGCAAUGGAACAUCUGCAAAAUUUUAUUGCUGAUUGUGACCGUCGAACCGAGCAAGCUAAACAACGUCUUGCUGAAACUCAAGAAGAGUUGAGCGCCGAAGUUGCCGCGAAAGCCAACAGCGUUCAUGUACUGGCCGAAGAAAUCGGAAAAAAAUUGGCAAAAGCUGAGCAGCUGGGUGAAGAGGGUUUCGUCGAGGAAUCCAUGAAGCUGAUGGGUGAGAUUGAUGAAUUACGUAAGCGUAAAAAUGAAGCUGAACAAGAGUAUAGAAAUAGCAUGCCAGCAUCGAGUUAUCAGCAACAAAAGUUGCGUGUUUGCGAGGUGUGCAGCGCUUACUUAGGGAUACACGACAACGAUCGACGACUCGCUGACCACUUUGGUGGUAAACUUCAUUUGGGAUUCAUCAAGAUCCGUGAAAAGUUAGCGGAACUUGAGAAAACAGUUGAGGAAAGACGCAGAGAGAAACGCGAGUCGAUGAUGGACCGUGACCGACAUCGCGAUGACCGUGAUCGCGAUCAUCGUGAUUCGAGGAACGAUCGUGGGCGUGGUGGACUUGGAUAUCGGGAUCGCGAACGUGAUCGUGACCGCGAUCGUGAUCGCCGUGACCGUGAUCGCAGGCGCUCGCGGUCACGCAGUCGCAGCCGUGGUAAAAGGUCUCGACGAUCCCGCAGCGACAGUCGGGGUCGUAGAUCCCGUUCACGACGAAGUGGAUCCAACGAUCGUAAACGAUAA